Messenger RNA from Bradysia coprophila, 3395 nucleotides. It is a transcript of the gene chn, whose product is annotated as zinc finger transcriptional factor charlatan. Lineage: Eukaryota; Metazoa; Arthropoda; Insecta; Diptera; Sciaridae. Gene Ontology annotation, cellular component: nucleus; mediator complex. Gene Ontology annotation, biological process: brain development; positive regulation of neurogenesis; positive regulation of transcription by RNA polymerase II. The record is from RefSeq and is a predicted model, not a curated record. Gene Ontology annotation, molecular function: transcription factor binding; transcription coactivator activity; RNA polymerase II cis-regulatory region sequence-specific DNA binding.
CCACUGAGGUGGUGGGUUAUGCAGGGCGUCUGGUAGAAAGCAGGCGGCAGUAGCCAGCAAUAUCCUCUCUCUGUGUGUUAUUUGAAACGGGUUUGAGUGAAAAAAAAAUUUUUUGCACCAACAAAAAAAGAAUCUUUGUGUUUAGCAAAAAUGUAUUUUUAUUUGGUUCCUUUUCGGUUAGUUUUUCCUUAAUGUCGUGCUUUGUGUUCGUUAAGAUUCAGUUUCGUGUGUUUUCCUGGGAAAUAAUUAUGAAUUUGCGUUUGAAUGGAAAUCGUAUCGGGCGUUAAAACGGAUCGAAACAUCGUUUUGUAAUGGAGUACAGUGAGCUUCAUUUGUUUAAUCGAUUUUUUGUGUGCGUAUAAAGUACAGUGCAAUUAUAGACGUUAUUUGGGAUGUAUGGUUUAUGCACAGACAUGAAAUUUUGUUUAAAUCGUUUGCCGAUUUUUUUUACAAUCUUCCUUACGUUUAAAGGGCUAACUAACAAUGUCAAAUUCUAUUGGUGAGACAAAUAGCCGACCAAAAAUUCAAAAUGACAACAUUGAUUCCGUCGUCUCAACCAACUGGUGUGGAGGCGUACGAGGAUAUGUUCAAGGAGAUCACCAGAAAAUUGUAUGGUGAAGAGACUGGGCAUGGGCUGCAUACUCUUGGAACACCAGUUGCACAUGUGGCGACGGGUGGGCCAACUGCUCCAGAGGGUGAGCGCUCGUUUACCACUUUGAUAUCUGAUCGAAGUUUGGCCACCAUCGAUUAUGAUCACGUCGGUUCGGAUACGAGUAACUUGUUCAAAAGUGAUGACCAUUUGACUACGGCAUUCGGUUUGGCCGCACUCAUGCAAAAUGGGUUUCCGCCACCAGGUGCAAUAUUGAAUCCCCAUAAUUUUGUUGCAAAUAAACCAAACAGUAUCAUAACAAGUACAGCAUCCACUGUGGGAAAUACGGUACCGACGGUGACAGCCGAAGAUAAAUGGCCGACUGGUUCCACGGAUGACUGUUUGCCGUGGACCACCAACAAAUCGAAUUUCAAUGUUCCGCAAAAAAUAUUCAAAGUCAAGAAACAAGAGCACAUCGAUCACGACAUUAAUAUUCCGCAACAAACUGCCAAUGUUCAAGCAAACAAUGUAAAGCCUCAAACGAAUACUGUGUUGAAUGCACCCCAAGCUGCCGCUACAGGACUGAAACGAUACAAUUGUACGAGCUGUCCGUACUCGACUGAUCGCCGUGACUUGUUUACACGCCACGAAAACAUUCACAAAGAGGAGAAACCGUUCCACUGCUACGUUUGCUUGAAGCAAUUCAAUCGUGCGGAUCAUGUGAAGAAACAUUUUCUGCGUAUGCAUCGAGGAUUGGCCUACGAUUUGAGUCGCACAAAACGAUCCACAGCUAAUGGACGGAAGGCAACCAAUUUCUUUGUGCAGCAGCCGAAACAGGAACCCAAUCAACAAGGCUAUCAACAAGCGACUACGUUAACGAUUCCAACGAAUACUUAUCAGUCGUCACAGCAUCAACAACAACAACAAAAUCAAGUUCAGCAACAACAACAGCAGCAGCAGCAACAACAGCAACAGCAGCAGCAACAGCAACAACAGCAAAAUACGAAUCACGUCAACGACAACAAUCAAAACCCAGCCGGUCAAAUCAAUCCACAACAAAUAACCAAUCUGAAGGUGGAAAAGGUCGACAAAAAACCGAAAAUCAAAGGCGAAAAACGAUUCAUAUGCUGCUACUGUCCAUGGUCCGGCACUGACAAUUGGGGCCUGAAGAGACAUUUAAACACCCACACAAAGCCCUACGUUUGUAUGCUGUGCGACUACAAAGCAGCACGGUCGGAACGUUUGGCCACACACGUGUUUAAGGUGCACAACAAAAAAGUCUGCGGAAAGUGUAACUUUCUGGCGGACAAUCAGGAAGAAUACCAAACGCACAUAAAUGAAGCGCACGCCCAUGAUACACGACCGCAGAGAUGCUUAACGAGUAAUGCUGAAUCGACAGCAAAUGUAUUAAGAACCAUCGGAAACUCGUUUAAUAUCCCAAAUAGUCAGUUGAAUACGAUCCAUAAUGUCGCAACUGGCCAUAGUUUUGGCAACUCUACUUCGAAUAAUAACCAAUCGAAUAAUAUCUAUGCAAAUAAUGUAACCACAACUAACAGCAUGCCCGACAAUUUGGUCGCUAAUAAUAAUCCAAAUUUGGGAAAUAGUUGGCGAACGACGUCAACUGCGACGACGACUAUCAUGCCGAGUGGCAUCGAAAGUACGUCAAGCACACAGAAACGCGGUGCUGAGCGUUUAUUUCAGUAUAUGGAGGCAGACGGAAGUGACCCAGAAGAUUAUACGCGCCAACUACAAAUGGCCGCUCUGAGUCGUAACACCGCAUCCGUUGCCCAGGAUUUUCAUAAUGCGGGAGGCGGAGUCAAAACAUUUACAAACAACCACUCAGCGGAGGAAAACUACCGGCAAAUCAUCGCAAAACACACGAAACAAUCAGCGUCAACGAAAUCGCCAUCAAAAUCAUCGAAUCCAUUGCCAACAACCAUCCCGAAAUGGAUCGAUUAUUCAAUGGCCUCGCCAAAUGUUUCGCCUCCCGCGACAAAUCCUAAUCCAGAUCUAACGCCGAAAAAACGACGCUCAACUUACAACAAAGAAAAUACGGAAAAUGUGAUUCCAUCCAGGACGCAGUGCAAUCAAACGGAUCAAGUUACAAACUUGAAACCACAUUUCGACAACUACAUACGCGAACAAUUUCACAAUCCCAUGAAACUGGCGACGGACGCCAGUCCGAAACGCAAAUCGUUUACAUUCGAAACACGACCGGAACUCGAUGUGUCCAUUAAAAGCGAAAGUAGUGAAUGUGAUCGAAUGGAAAAGCGUAACCGGAAACAGUCACAACCGCGCAAAAUCGAACAGAUCGACGAAAUCGAUAUGAAACCGAUCGUCACCGAUGCUGCUGGUGCUGCUGCUGGUGCCGAUGGUCUCAUUGAUGGACAAUCCGAUUUGAAUAAGAUACGCGAUAAGCAUCUGGUGCGCAUGGUAAGCCGAAAGAAGUGCUGCUUCAAGUGCAAAAAUCGCAAGGGAUUCAUGAUUAUGUCUUACCAUACAACAGCAUCGUUAAUCUUGCAUACGAAGUGGCGGCACGGUGAUGAGAAGCAAUUGUGUAAAGUGAAUAAAUGCGAACGCGUUCAACGUAAAAUGCACCAUAAGUGUGGCUUGCAAGUCAAUAAGAUAUGAAUUUACCUUAAAAAACAUUUUUUAAUCGAGAAACAAAGCAGAAAAACUAUUUUGAAAUAAAAUUAAAAUUUAGUCGCUCCAUCUGUCACAAAUUACACGCACACACAAUAAACGAAAGAUAAGCGAAAGAUGGACAAGAAAUAACAAAAAAGAAAAAAUCCUAACUAGAAAUGUA